Molecule: messenger RNA, 3214 nt
Organism: Scleropages formosus (Asian bonytongue)
Lineage: Eukaryota; Metazoa; Chordata; Actinopteri; Osteoglossiformes; Osteoglossidae
Gene: slc24a4a
Product: solute carrier family 24 member 4a
Exons: 17
Coding region: 670-2499 (609 amino acids)
Biological process (GO): intracellular calcium ion homeostasis; calcium ion transmembrane transport
Cellular component (GO): plasma membrane
Molecular function (GO): calcium, potassium:sodium antiporter activity; calcium channel activity
Source: RefSeq, a predicted model, not a curated record
GAGAGAGUAAAGGGUUUUACUACAUGGACCAAAACGGUGUAUUCGGGUGCGUCGGCGUUCAGGCAAGGGGAGGGAUCAUUUUUCGCUGCUGUUUUGGAGGGAAAUAGUGAGGGAAGAAGAAAGCAAAAUGACAGAGAUUCAUGACUCCGCUGCCCUGCUGCUCCGUCCACUGUAACACGAGCCUGUCAUUCACUCAUUGAGCUGCGAAGUGCACGCUGACUGAGAUAUCGCACCAAAGCAGGCGGUACUUUACGGGGAAGAGGCGCUUAAAUCUGGGCUCGGAAAGUUGGAAUUUAUUUAGCAAACCCGGAAUUAAUUAAAAAAAAAAAAACAAAAAAAAAAAAAACAGGAAUUCCUUUAACAAAAGUGGAAUUUAAUAAAAGCGCCAUUUGCUCGCACGCUGCUUUGCCUCUGGGACACGCCGAUCGCAGGCAGCUGACGAGCAUCUCCCAGAGCGGCAUCCGCACCGCGCGGCCACUUGGAAUGAGGAGCGCGACGCGCGCCCGUCCCGCGUGAAGCCAGUCGCGGGCCAUUCCCGCGGGCUCGCUCGCACGCUCCCUCGCUUGUUCGCGCGCCUGGCGGACGGAGGCGGGAAGGAGAGGACGAAGAACACGAGGGCGAAGAGAGACACGGGUCGGGAGAGGGCGAGAGGACGACAGAGGCGCCACCAUGGAAGCCGGCGACGGACGCCGCGAGCUGUCCAAAAAGGACGUUAUCGCCAAGAUCUUCAAAGUUCGCAAGCGGAGGGAGAUGCUUCUCGCGCAGGUGUGCGUCAUAUGCAGCGUCCUCUUCGUGGCGUGGUGCAUGUCGGCGCUGCUCACGAGGACAGGUCACGGACUGGUUAUGGAGGAAGGCGCUCAGAGGCACUUUGGCCGGAGGUUAAUGGCCACGGCGGGGGACAACGACACAGUCGAAGAGAAGAACUGCACAGAGCCAGCCAUUCACGAGUUUCCCGAAGACGUGUUCACCAACCGGCAGCGCAAGCAAGGGGCCGUUCUGCUGCAUAUUUUUGGGGCACUAUACAUGUUCCUAGCCCUUGCCAUCGUGUGUGACGACUUCUUUGUCACGUCUCUGGAGAAGAUCUGUGAGAAACUGCGCAUGAGCGAGGAUGUGGCAGGAGCGACCUUCAUGGCAGCUGGAAGCUCCGCUCCCGAGCUCUUUGCUUCCAUCAUAGGUGUCUUCAUCACCCACGGAGACGUGGGGGUUGGAACAAUCGUGGGCUCAGCGGUCUUCAACAUCCUGUGCAUCAUCGGUGUGUGCGGGAUCUUCGCUGGGCAGGUGGUGUACCUCACCAGGUGGGCUGUAUUUCGUGACUCCAUCUACUACACUGUGUCAGUUGUGGCCCUGAUUGCGUUCAUAUACGAUGAAAAGAUAGUGUGGUGGGAGAGCCUGGUGCUGGUGGUGCUCUAUGCCGGAUACAUCCUGAUCAUGAAAUUUAACACAAGCAUGCAGGAUUACUUCACAGGGAAAGAGGACAAGAACAUUGCCAACGGUAACACAGUGAGCAACGAGCUGGAGGACGGUAAUGCCUGUUAUGACACUAUCUGGGAUGACCCAUCAUUGCCAUUGCUGUGUCCAGUGAAGCCCAGUAAGAAUUACAGCCGAGGCUCUGUGGUGAUGGUGGACGAAAUCAUGAACUCCAGCCCCCCAAACUAUCGCUUCCCGGAGGCUGGUCUCCGGGUCAUGAUCACCAACCAUUUUGGACCAAAGACUCGCCUCCGUAUGGCCAGCCGGCUCAUCAUCAAUGAGAGGAUAGUCCAGGCUUCGAACGGUGUGGACGCUGCCGUCGUGGAUGGAAAAGUCGACAUGGAGAACGGAACAGUACUGGAGGACAAACAGCCAGAGGAGGCAGCAGCCGAACUGUCCUCCCCAUUUGUCGUGCCAGGGGGCGCCGUGGACAGGAUGAAGUGGUUGAUCUCCUGGCCAGUGUUGGCACUUCUCUAUUUCACUGUGCCAAACUGUGCGAGACCACGCUGGGAGAAGUUCUUCAUGCUGUCCUUCUUCCUCUCCACCCUUUGGAUUGCCAUCUUCUCCUACUACAUGGUGUGGAUGGUGACGAUCAUCGGCUACACUCUGGGAAUCCCGGACGUGAUUAUGGGCAUCACAUUCCUGGCAGCUGGGACCAGCGUCCCCGACUGCAUUGCCAGCCUUAUUGUUGCUCGGCAAGGUCUUGGGGACAUGGCAGUGUCUAACACGAUUGGCAGUAAUGUCUUCGACAUCCUUGUGGGACUGGGUGUUCCCUGGGCCAUACAGACUAUAGCUGUCAGCUACGGCUCGGAGGUCCAGAUCAACAGUCGAGGACUGGUAUAUUCAGUAGUGCUGCUUCUGGGAUCUGUGGCUCUCACUGUUCUGGGGAUCCACUUGAACAAAUGGAAGCUGGACUUAAAGCUGGGUGUGUACGUGCUGGUGAUGUAUGCCAUCUUCCUCUGCUUCUCCAUCAUGAUCGAGUACAACGUCUUCACGUUUGUCAACUUGCCCAUGUGCCAGGAAGAUCUGUAGACCAUGCAAAACCUUGAAGUUUACCUAACCGGACCCCCCAACACUAUGGACUCUUAAUCCUCUUCCAGUCUGUGUUUCUGGACUCUCUUAAUCGAAAACAUGUUUGGGAUAUGAGUUAGGGCCUACCCCUCGCUCAGACGGGGCGAGGAUCUCACCGUCUCCUCUAGCUGAAGGUCUCGCAUCUCGGGGAUUGAUCUUUACAGCAGCUUUCCUUCAGUCCUGCAGGUAUCAAACAAAGCAGAAUAAUGUCCACCCAGGCUGGUCCUGGCAUUGCGUCCUUGGCCGCUUUGGCACAGGACACACUGCCCUUUAUCCAGCUUCUGAAGCACUUCUUCACAGGUCAAUUGCUCAGAAUGAUUGUAUCUCAGUCAAACUUUAUCGGUCAGAUACGCAAGUGGAAGGCGCAGACCUUACAAGAGCACGACACAACGAAACUCAUUUUUACCCCUCAAGUAAUCAUAUAUUCGUACUGUUUCUUAUUUCUUUUAAACUCUUAAGAGAAGAAAACCAAACAUGUGUAAAGAACAUGUUGCACUUUAGGAAAAUCUUGUUGAAAAAUCAACCAGGAUGUAACGAACAGUCGUUUGGGAAGAUUUCUGGAUCUUUCCCAGAGUGGUGCAAUAAGGAGAUGCGAGAGAACUUGUGAGGGUAGCUCUGCUGGGCCAUGCCGACAGGAGACUCAACCCAGGUUCUUUCUGCAGGCUCUCAAGUGGUA